AGAAUUCGGCGGUAAGGUCUGAGACAACACCUUAGCUUAGAUCAGUGCCUUCUCUGAACAGCGUUCACUAAGCAGCCCCCAACCCCAAAACCCCCAAGUCCCCGGGCGCCGAGGACGCUGCGAGUCCUGCGCAUGCGCAAGGUUGCCCACUCGCUCGCCGCCUCCUUGGCGAAUGGCCUGUUCCAUUCUCGAGGGAUGCCGGCGGGAGGUGAGGCGGGAGACUUGGAAGCCUGGGCCCGGAAGUGAGGUGCGUCACUAGUAUUUCCAGCCUUUCACUCCAUGAAUAGUACUUUGUGAUUUUAUGCUUCUACCUUGAUGAUUGCAACAGGCUGCUGGAAAAAGUUUGGUGAACAAUCCACCGGGCAUCCUCCCCUCUUCACCUGCGCACGUUAGGGAGGGCUGGGGUGGUGCCCAGGUACGGAAUCCCAGAGGGCUCCGCCCACCGCUACCGGGACCCGCCCCGCCGCCCCUCAACCGUCAGGUUCGCCAGCCGGCGGCGCCGCCUGGCAGCUCCUCCUCUUCUCCGCCCCGCCGGCCGCGGGCGCGGGGGACGUCAGCGCUGCCAGCGUGGAAAGAGCUACGGGGCGCGGGAGGAGGAAGUAGAGCCCAGGACCGCCGGGCCACCACCGGCCGCCUCAGCCAUGGACGCGUCCCUGGAGAAGAUAGCAGACCCCACGUUAGCUGAAAUGGGAAAAAACUUGAAGGAGGCAGUGAAGAUGCUGGAGGAUAGUCAGACAAGAACAGAAGAGGAAAAUGGAAAGAAGCUCGUAUCCGGAGAUAUUCCAGGCCCACUCCAGGGCAGUGGGCAAGAUAUGGUGAGCAUCCUCCAGUUAGUUCAGAAUCUAAUGCAUGGAGAUGAAGAUGAGGAGCCCCAGAGCCCCAGAAUCCAAAAUAUUGGAGAACAAGGUCAUAUGGCUUUGUUGGGACAUAGUCUGGGAGCUUAUAUUUCAACUCUGGACAAAGAGAAGCUGAGAAAACUUACAACUAGGAUACUUUCAGAUACCACCUUAUGGCUAUGCAGAAUUUUCAGAUAUGAAAAUGGGUGUGCUUAUUUCCACGAAGAGGAAAGAGAAGGACUUGCAAAGAUAUGUAGGCUUGCCAUUCAUUCUCGAUAUGAAGACUUCGUGGUGGACGGCUUCAAUGUGUUAUAUAACAAGAAGCCUGUCAUAUAUCUUAGUGCUGCUGCUAGACCUGGCCUGGGCCAAUACCUUUGUAAUCAGCUCGGCUUGCCCUUCCCCUGCUUGUGCCGUGUACCCUGUAACACUAUGUUUGGAUCCCAGCAUCAGAUGGAUGUUGCCUUCCUGGAGAAACUGAUUAAAGAUGAUAUAGAGCGAGGAAGACUGCCCCUGUUGCUUGUCGCAAAUGCAGGAACGGCAGCAGUAGGACACACAGACAAGAUUGGGAGAUUGAAAGAACUCUGUGAGCAGUAUGGCAUAUGGCUUCAUGUGGAGGGUGUGAAUCUGGCAACAUUGGCUCUGGGUUAUGUCUCCUCAUCAGUGCUGGCUGCAGCUAAAUGUGAUAGCAUGACGAUGACUCCUGGCCCAUGGCUGGGUUUGCCAGCUGUUCCUGCGGUGACACUGUAUAAACACGAUGACCCUGCCUUGACUUUAGUUGCUGGUCUUACAUCAAAUAAGCCCACAGACAAACUCCGUGCCCUGCCUCUGUGGUUAUCUUUACAAUACUUGGGACUCGAUGGGUUUGUGGAGAGGAUCAAGCAUGCCUGUCAACUGAGUCAACGGUUGCAGGAAAGUUUGAAGAAAGUGAAUUACAUCAAAAUCUUGGUGGAAGAUGAGCUCAGCUCCCCAGUGGUGGUGUUCAGAUUUUUCCAGGAAUUACCAGGCUCAGAUCCGGUGUUUAAAGCCGUCCCAGUGCCCAACAUGACACCUUCAGCAGUCGGCCGGGAGAGGCACUCGUGUGACGCGCUGAAUCGCUGGCUGGGAGAACAGCUGAAGCAGCUGGUGCCUGCAGGCGGCCUCACAGUCAUGGAUCUGGAAGCUGAGGGCACGUGUUUGCGGUUCAGCCCUUUGAUGACCGCAGCAGUUUUAGGAACUCGGGGAGAGGAUGUGGAUCAGCUCGUAGCCUGCAUAGAAAGCAAACUGCCAGUGCUGUGCUGUACGCUCCAGUUGCGUGAAGAGUUCAAGCAGGAAGUGGAAGCAACAGCAGGUCUCCUAUAUGUUGAUGACCCUAACUGGCCUGGAAUAGGGGUUGUCAGGUAUGAACAUGCUAAUGAUGAUAAGAGCAGUUUGAAAUCAGAUCCCGAAGGGGAAAAAAUCCAUGCUGGACUCCUGAAAAAGUUAAAUGAACUGGAAUCUGACCUAACCUUUAAAAUAGGCCCUGAGUAUAAGAGCAUGAAGAGCUGCCUUUAUGUCGGCAUGGCGAGCGACGAUGUCGAUGCUGCUGAGCUCGUGGAGACCAUUGUGGCCACAGCCCGGGAGAUAGAGGAGAACUCGAGGCUUCUGGAAAACAUGACAGAAGUGGUUCGGAAAGGCAUUCAGGAAGCUCAAGUGGAGCUGCAGAAGGCAAGUGAAGAACGGCUUCUGGAAGAGGGGGUGUUGCGGCAGAUCCCUGUAGUGGGCUCCGUGCUGAAUUGGUUUUCUCCGGUCCAGGCUUUACAGAAGGGAAGAACUUUUAACUUGACAGCAGGCUCUCUGGAGUCCACAGAACCCAUAUAUGUCUACAAAGCACAAGGUGCAGGAGUCACGCUGCCUCCAACGCCCUCGGGCAGUCGCACCAAGCAGAGACUUCCAGGCCAGAAGCCUUUUAAAAGGUCCCUGCGAGGUUCAGAUGCUUUGAGUGAGACCAGCUCAGUCAGUCACAUUGAAGACUUAGAAAAGGUGGAGCGCCUGUCUGGUGGGCUGGAGCAGAUCACCCUCGAGGCCAGCAGCACUGAGGGACACCCAGGGGCUCCCAGCCCUCAGCACACCGACCAGACCGAGGCCUUCCAGAAAGGGGUCCCACACCCAGAAGAUGACCACCCACAGAUGGGGAAACCAGGGUGCAGAGAUUUAAGACUUACCCAGCCUGUAAACUCUCACCUCUAGUAUUUGCUUGUCAUCUUGGUGCAACCAGAAAUCCACAUGUGGAAAUGGUGUCCAGGAGUACGGUCCUAUACGAAGUUGUUCCGUCUCUGCAUCAUAAAUGCUAAUCAUCUAAAAAAGAACGUGUCAAGGAUAGAAUUUCAGGAAUGUCACCCACUUUUCAAACCCUCCCAGUAACGCAAGCUCCAGUGUAGUCCUUUCAUGCAUUUAUCUGCCUAAGCUUCUUAAAACCUGUCUCAAAUAACAAAAGCUGCCAGCUACUGAACACGUCCAGUGUGUCUGCUUCUGCACACUGUGGGGCAUACACAUGACUGCUGAGCGCCAACAGCAGUCCCACAGGACGAGGGUGUUUUUUCCCAUUCGGGGUGAAAACUUGAGGCUCAGAGAAACAGGGCCCAUUUCCCAGGUCAUGUGUCCAGUAAGCCUCAGAGCUGGGCCUCAAACCCAGGCGCUUCUGACUAAAGUCUGUGUUCCUCAUUGCCUCAUUAUUUAUACCCCAAACAACUGAUCACCUUGCAAUUUAAAAGCAUACAGUGCCUGCUGCCCCAUCAAAAGAAGAAGCUAAUUUGCCAAAUGAUCCAGUCCCUGAAUUCCCAAAUUUGCCUCAGCUUACCUAGCAAUAUUCACUUUGGUAACUGACACUGAAAUAUGUUCUGAAUAUCAACUAAACUAGGCCUGUUACACUCCUUGAGAAGUCCUAAAAAUGUUAAAAGGGUUGGCUCGAAUCCAAACACAUUUUCCAGUGAAAACAUCAGCAUUUCAUAAAUGAGAAGAUUUCUUUGGGGUGGCCUGAAUGUGAUUUCCGUUUUUUCACACUUUGAGCAUUUUUAAAGAAUUCUUUCACCCAUUCCUCAAAUGGCAUAUAAACCUUGGGUUUUCAGUUUUCUAACUUUUAAAAUUACAGUGUAAUUUAAUUAAGCAUCCUAAGGGAAUCAGACUUUAAAUUAAUUUGAUCAUUAUUUUGGGUUAAUUAAAUUGUUCCAGCAAAUUGCUCUUCAGUGACCCGGUCCAAAAGAAUGCAUAGUCCUGAGUGCAGAGGGGAGAAACCUCUCUCCUGCGUCCCAGUUCUCCUCUCUUUGUAGAACUUUAUAGAAAAGCUCUUACAAAGUAACAGAAGUUUGUUCUCUUUGAAUUCGGAUGCUGGGGUUCACACUUACCUCCCACACCUUUUAGGCAGAGAACUGGAGCUGAUGACCUAAAGAUGUUCAUUACUAUUUUGAGACAGCAAGUGUGGGGAGGGGUAUAUGUAUGUGCUGGUCCCUGAUAAUGUACGGCUAUAAAGAAGCUGACAGCAUAAACUUUUCUAAGAUCCCAAAAACUUAAGGCCUUGACAUUUGAUGCCUUUUUUUUUUUUUUUUUUUUUUAACGCCUUAAACAAAGAUGAUUUGAAACUCACUGGUCCUCCCGCUAAAGUUCGCGCAGCACGAAGCUGCUCCUCCGGACCCCGAUCUUGAAAGGAGGCUCUGUAAAUCUCUGCAGUCUUAAUGUUGACAGCUGUGAGGGACAACAGGAUGACUCUGAAUUGACAAAAGACCAAAGCGGAAAGUCUGCACAGUCUUACAUUUCUACCACCACUCCUAAGAGAAAGAUACGAAAGUGAACAGAAUGGCUCCUAAGUAUCUUGACUUCCCCCUCCCUGGAGGGGGAAAAUGCAACCUUUACCCCAAGCAUCUCGGUGAAAAUUGCUGAGGCUCGAGCUGGACUCGGUGAGAUUUUGUUCUAAACCAAGAGCUGCUUUCCACAUGGGAGGCAGCCAUUCCUUCAGUCGGACAUGUAGCAAAACCUCUGGUCAUCCCUACUGGUGUACGGCCAGGGGUGGGUGGGUGAACUGUGAUCGUUCUGUUUGAAUCUUCACAAUUUAGUAUUUUAUACAUACACGAAGUUACAGAGAAUAGAACAGUGAACACUGUGUACCUACCACCCAGCUAAAUCAAUCAAGUAUCACCGCUACAGCAGAAGCCCUCGGAAAUAGAGCCGAUUCCAUGAUGCCUUUUCCGCAGGAGUCCUGGGGCUGCCAAGCAGGGAGGAUGGUUCUAGGUUUUCUCUAGCCUAAGAGUUUUACACUUUGGAGGAUUUCUGUUCUCAAGCAAAACCUUCCUCAGUUCCUGAUGUAUAAGAGGAUUCCAGUGCCUGCCUUCCUCCCCCAGAGCACUGGCAGGAGAAAAGCACGCCGGGCCUGGGGUGCUGGGGGGAGAGGGAAACAAAACCAGGCACUUUCCCAGCUCCUGGGAAGGGUGGGCAUGGCCUGUGCUUUCUAUUUGCUACCACGUUGCUUCUUCAAAGUCUUAAGAAGUGAAUAUUAUCUCAGUUUUAUAGGUAAAGCUUAGAGAAGUUAAGCUACUUGCCCAAGGCCUCACAGCAGAUGUUCGGAGUAGCUGGGAUCUGAACCCAAGGCUGUCCCAUCCUGACAGCAGUGGGGUCAUUGGUUUGCUGAAUUAGACUUUAACUGCACAUGUGACCAAGACUCCAACCCACAAAAGAUGCACACUACUUACCAAUGCCAUAUAUUACUGGAAAGUGGUUUUCAUUUUCUUCCCGGUCAUUUAAUUCUACAAAAUAAAAAUGUUUAAGAUACA
Pan troglodytes (chimpanzee) is the source of this 5614-nucleotide messenger RNA. RefSeq names its product pyridoxal dependent decarboxylase domain containing 1 (gene PDXDC1). Gene Ontology annotation, molecular function: carbon-carbon lyase activity; pyridoxal phosphate binding. Gene Ontology annotation, biological process: carboxylic acid metabolic process. The record is from RefSeq and is a predicted model, not a curated record. The transcript is spliced from 24 exons. Gene Ontology annotation, cellular component: intracellular membrane-bounded organelle. NCBI's taxonomy places the organism in Eukaryota, Metazoa, Chordata, Mammalia, Primates, Hominidae. Bases 642 to 3041 code for a protein of 799 amino acids.